Molecule: messenger RNA, 654 nt
Organism: Momordica charantia (bitter melon)
Lineage: Eukaryota; Viridiplantae; Streptophyta; Magnoliopsida; Cucurbitales; Cucurbitaceae
Source: RefSeq, a predicted model, not a curated record
AUGGCUGCAAACACUUCCACUAAUGCUCCUACGAUGAUGGGAUCGACCAUUAUCAAAUAUCAUACUGAAAAACUAGAGAAGUUCGAGGGAAAGAACUUCAAAAUAUGGCAACAUAAGAUGAUCUUCUACCUCACCACCUUGAAUCUUGCUCACAUCCUAGAGAAGGUAUGCCCAACUACUCCUUUAGAAGCAAUCGCUCCAGAAACUGAAGCUGCCAAGCAGGCGUGGUUGCAUUCAGACUUUCUAUAUCACAACUACAUUCUAAAUUGCCUUGAUGGCACCUUGAAUAACGUCUACUGCAAUGCCUUUGAUACUUCAAGGCAAUUGUGGGAUGAAUUAGACAAGAAGUAUAAGCUGGAGGAUACUGGUACUAAAAAAUUCCUUGUUGGAAAAUUCUUGGAUUAUAAAAUGGUUAAUACCAAGUUGGUAGUCAACCAGUUAGAAGAAUUGCAAAUUAUCACUAGUGAUUUGCAAAGUGAAGGAUUGGUCAUUAAUGAACUAUUCCAAGUUGCUGCUGUGAUUGAGAUAUUGCCUCAUGUUUGGAGAGAAUUCAAAUGUUAUCUCAAACACAAGCGUAAAAAGUUGUCCAUGGAGAAUCUUACUGUGAAACUCCGCAUUGAAGAAGACUAUAGAAAGGGGGAUAAAGAGCCAUAG